This is a messenger RNA of Phascolarctos cinereus (koala), 216 nucleotides long. RefSeq names its product small proline rich protein 4 (gene SPRR4). NCBI's taxonomy places the organism in Eukaryota, Metazoa, Chordata, Mammalia, Diprotodontia, Phascolarctidae. The record is from RefSeq and is a predicted model, not a curated record.
AUGUCAUCCCAGCAGCAGCAAUGCUCCUCCCAGCAGCCUCAGCAGCAGCAGGUGAAACAACCCUGCCAGCCACCCCCAGUCAAGUGCCAGGAGCCAUGUGCUCCCCAAACAAAGGAUCCAUGUGCUCCUCAAACCAAGAACCCAUGCCCACCCAAGGGCACGAUUGUACCAGGCCAGCAGAAGUGCCCACCUGCCCAGCAGCCCAAGCAGAAGUAA